Messenger RNA from Vicia faba (fava bean), 339 nucleotides. The record is from the annotation of a GenBank genome assembly. Lineage: Eukaryota; Viridiplantae; Streptophyta; Magnoliopsida; Fabales; Fabaceae.
AUGCCUUGUGUUUACAUCACCACCAAUCUUAACUUAGAUGGAGUUGAUAUCGAUUCCAUCUUUUCUGAAGUCACCACUGCUAUCUCAACAAUCAUCGGAAAACCCGAAAAGUUUGUAAUGGUCCUAUUGAAGUCAUCAGUACCAAUAUCAUUUGAAGGUAACAAAGAACCAGCUGCUUAUGGUGAGAUAAUAUCAAUGGGUGGCAUAAAUAAAGAAGUGAAGAGGAAACUCAUUGCUACAAUUGGCACUAUAUUGCAGUCAAAACUCUCUAUUCCAAGAACACGUUUUUUUGUUAAAGUCUUUGAUACCACUGCAUUUCCUACCCCGUCUAAAUUGUAA